AUGUCUAUGAACUUCGAUGAUUGCGGCGUCGUCCGCGAUGGAUUCCCACGUCCCUUCCCAAAUACACCUUCAAAUGUAUUGGAGCAGCUCCGUAUGGAUGGAAAGGUGGUCGUUGUUACCGGUGCAGCUGAUGGAAUUGGCGCGGCUGUGGCAGAGGGUAUUGCUGAAGCUGGCGGGAAUGUGGUAUUUUGGUACAACUCGAAUGAUGCUGCGAUUCAGAGAUCUGAGGACUUGGCUGCGUCACACAAUGUGAAGACAUCCGCUUAUAAAGUUGACGUCUCUGUUUCAACACAGGUUCAGGAAACAAUUGCAAAAGUUGUGCAGGAAUUCGGCACGAUUGAUGUUUUCAUUGCAAAUGCCGGCAUGGCUAUCUCAAAGCCGAUUCUCGACCAGACUCUCGAUGAGUACCGGAAGCAAAUGUCUGUGAAUGUCGACGGCAUUGUUUACUGCUCAAAAUACAUCGGUGAAGUAUUCCAGAAACAAGGCUUCGGCAACCUGAUCAUCACAUCCAGUAUGAGUGCACACAUCGUCAACGUACCCACUGAUCAACCCGUCUACAACGCGACAAAGGCAUAUGUGACCCAUUUUGGAAAAUCUCUGGCUCGGGAAUGGCGCGAGUUCGCUCGUGUAAAUAUUGUCUCGCCAGGCUUCUUCGAAACCAAGAUGGGUGCUAGUCCAUUUGCUAUCAAUGAAGCGUACAGAAUGGCGGCUCUAGGUCGACAGGGCCAUACUAAGGAGAUUAAGGGUCUAUAUCUGUACCUUGCAAGUGAUGCGUCUACUUAUAUGACUGGUAGCGAUUUGCUUAUUGAUGGCGGUUAUGUCCUGCCAUAG
Messenger RNA from Penicillium malachiteum, 831 nucleotides. RefSeq lists its product as uncharacterized. Gene Ontology annotation, cellular component: intracellular anatomical structure. The record is from RefSeq and is a predicted model, not a curated record. NCBI's taxonomy places the organism in Eukaryota, Fungi, Ascomycota, Eurotiomycetes, Eurotiales, Aspergillaceae. The transcript has 5 exons. Gene Ontology annotation, molecular function: oxidoreductase activity, acting on NAD(P)H, oxygen as acceptor. Bases 1 to 831 code for a protein of 276 amino acids.